AUGGAGCUGGAAGAAUUUAUCACCAUUUUGGAGGGAAAUUUGAAAUCACUUCAGAGUGAACUAAGACACGUGGAGGAUGAAGCUGCUGAACUUCACAAACGUCGUGAAGGCAUUAUCAACAAUUUACAUCAUGCGAAGAAAAAGCGGCGUGAGAUGGAAAACCUUGUUGUACAAAGGAAGAAAAAAUUAGAAUCCUUGGAGAGAGAAGAUGACCUUGAUACUGCAAAAAAGCUCGUUGACAGCGCUGAGAAAUUGAACAUUGAGCGGUAUCGAAUUGCAGUUGAACUUAAGAAUUUACUCAUCGAGGCUGUGGCUUACAGGAGAAGUUUUUCCGAAAAGAACAUGGCCUCCAUUGAACUUGAAGCUAAGAAUUUACUCAUCGAGGCUGUGGCUUACAGGAGAAGUUUUUCCGAAAAGAACAUGGCCUCCAUUGAACUUGAAGCUAAGGUCAAAACCAGACCUCACAUGAUCAGAACCUCAGCAUAA
Ilex paraguariensis (yerba mate) is the source of this 486-nucleotide messenger RNA. The record is from the annotation of a GenBank genome assembly. NCBI's taxonomy places the organism in Eukaryota, Viridiplantae, Streptophyta, Magnoliopsida, Aquifoliales, Aquifoliaceae.